Messenger RNA from Frankliniella occidentalis (western flower thrips), 1666 nucleotides. RefSeq lists its product as uncharacterized. Lineage: Eukaryota; Metazoa; Arthropoda; Insecta; Thysanoptera; Thripidae. The record is from RefSeq and is a predicted model, not a curated record. The coding region runs from base 675 to 1331 and encodes 218 amino acids. The transcript has 2 exons.
GCCUGUGGGGAAAAAAACCAGCAAUGUGGCGUUGUGUUUUGCAGGUUUCCCUCAGACCCUGCCAGGUAUGUUUGAUGUGAGACCUUGCAUUGAGUAUAUCUUUAAAAUUCAAGUUUACAUCAAAUCAUUAUUUAGUGAAUAACAGCUGGUGUAGUUUGAAACCGUAAAAGUUUGUAUAUCUGUCAUACAUUGCCAUCUGUCAUUUUGCACGCUGACUUGGGCAUCACUUUUCCAUUGCAUGGAAAUAAUUAAGAAAAUAAUAUCUAUACUUUCUAAAAUUCUUGAUAUGAUUUAGUUUACACAGGUACUAGGCCAUCAUUAAUGUCAUUAUUGCUUCCUUGAAAGGAAGCAAUCUGGAGCAGAGGUACGUGUGUAGUAUUAAUAGUUUGCAGAGGUAGCGGGCCAUCACUUAUGUCUUUAUUCCUUUCAUGGAAGAAAGCAAUCUGGAGCAGGUAUGUUGUAGUAUUAGCUAAUCCAAUCACAAAAAGUAACAAGUGGAAGUGGGUGUGGUUGCAUGAUUCAAAAAUUAAUGGAUUUCUGAUUUUUGUCCUAUUUUAAAAUUGUACACACUGAACAGAAUAAAGUCAAAGUGAUGUCAUAUGAUGUCAAAGGGGUCAUUUUGAUGUCAUUUUAACAUCAUUUUGAUGUAAGAAUGUGGUCAAAAUGAUGUCAAAAUGUCCCCCUUGAAUUUAAAUUACAUCACUUUGACAUUUUUGUGUUCAGUGGGUAGUUUGAAAAUGAGUGAAAAGCUGUCUUCACAUUACAUGUGUCAAAAUGGUUCGACCCCAUCGUGUUUAUCAAACCAUAACAAACUAUGUACUCUGUUUGUUUUCUUUCAAAACAAAAAUAACUUUUUUUUAAAAAAAGACUUUCAUUUUCUAUUUUUUAGGCAACGCAUAUGGCUGAAGAGGUCUUGCAACAAAGAGCUGCUCAAACUCUCUCCACAAAAAUUAACUUCUUGUUUUUUUUGUGGGGACCAUUUUGAGCCGAGUAGCUUUACAAACAAGUACAGGCGACGGCUGCUGAUGUAUGCUUAUCCUACAAUAAAUCCUGAUAAGCCGCAGCUGGAUGAUGCAGAUCUGGAUAGAUUUUAUGCAGGAGUGGUUGAACCUGUUCAACAUCAGGAUCAGGAACUUACUGUUCCAGAGUCGUCAGAGCAAGUUGACGACCCUGCCUCAUCUCCUAGACAGCACCGUAAGUUGGUCUACUCACUCCUAUUUACCCCUAAUGUUUGGAUAUUUUUUUUUCUCUAUUCACUCUUUUUCUUCCAUAAAAAAAUUGCUGGUUUUGCGCUUGGUUCUCUUUCCUUAUUGCGAGUGAAAGCCAGCUGACACCUUAAAAUUCAUAUCUUUCUUGAAAAAUUUACAUUUACCAAGUUUUUAAUAACACAAAAUUUAAUUUGAUGUUGUUUAGCGUUUCGGGAGGGAAGGGGGGGGGGGAAGGGGCAGUUCGGGCUGAGUAGCCACCUUCAUUCGUGGUGGCUUGUGUCCUCGUGGUCCGUGCCUGUGAUACGGGUAGAUAUGUACUGCCUGACCUGUUUGCCGUCCUUCCUCCUGGUGAGGCGCACGACGCCCGUUGAGAGUCAGACGGCCUGACGACGUUCUGGGCGAGUACCUCGCACUUGACGGCCUUCUUCUGCUUGUAGACGUCCAGCCUGCGAGGUUCC